Molecule: messenger RNA, 7844 nt
Organism: Brassica rapa (field mustard)
Lineage: Eukaryota; Viridiplantae; Streptophyta; Magnoliopsida; Brassicales; Brassicaceae
Biological process (GO): proteolysis
Molecular function (GO): cysteine-type peptidase activity
Source: RefSeq, a predicted model, not a curated record
GGUGGUAGCGGGAAAACCAGUCAUACCCUAAGUGUGUGUAACUUUUCGUUGCUGAUGUAUCAUUCAUAGGAACAUUAUUUUUACUUAAACAAAGUAAAUCGUCGAAUCAUUAAAACGUUAUAGCAUUUGUAAAAUAAAUAAAUUCUUAAAGUGAGUGUUUAUCUACUUAUGAAUAAUUUUAAAUUAGUUUAUUGUAAUCGCGAUUAUCGUUACGGGAUAAUGUGGUAAUGUUUAAAUUAUAAUUUAUCUUCGGUGCCACAGAGAAACCUUUCGGUUAAAGAUUAACUGAUAUAAUAACUACUAGAUUUUGACCCGCGUUUUGAAAGCGCGGGAUUGAAUUUUAGUUUAAAUAUUUUUAUGUAACAAAAUUAUAAUUUAUAUAAUUUGUUUCUUUUAGGUUUGUAUUUAGUUAUAAAAAAUUAUAUGUACUAUUUAUUAUGCUUUUUUCUUAGGUGAACUACAAUUUAGUAAAUUUAAAAUUAUUCAAAACCGUAUUAUAAGUAAUUUAUUUAUUUAAUUUUUUCAUUGAUUUUGUUUUAAUAACUCAUACCUUUUAUUAAUCAGUUUAGAUAUUUAUUUUAUAAUAAAACUUGUGUUAAAAUGUUGGUUCAAUCCGUCUUAAUUUAAAUAUUUUUAUUAAAAUGCAAUCUUAGAAUUAAUAUGUAGGAGUCCUUUUUAAUUAUUUUAUUUUGAAUGAUCGAAAUGUUUUGUGACCAAGUUUAAUAUAACAACAAUUCAGAUGAAUACAUGGAAGUAUAUUUUCAAAGUAAUAGAUUUUUCUUAAAUUUCAAAUAAUUCAGCUAAUUAAAUAAGAUAAAAUACAAUUCAAUUAAAAGUAACAUCUAACAUCCGUAUACAUACAGUGUAAUAUACUAUGUAUACAAAAUAAUAUGUUAUUUCACUCUAUGUCUAUAAUAACUAAUUGUUAUACAUGAAAGAAAAAUAAUAAUUAUUAUAGUAAAAUAUGUGUAAUAUACACCCGUAACAAAUGUUUUGACUUUUAUGAUGCAGUUAGUUAUAACAUAAGUAAUUAAGUAAUAUACACCCGUAACAAAUGUUUUGAUUAGGACCCAUUUUUCUAUUGGUAGUAAUGUAUUAUUUUCUUAUAUGUGGACGUGAGAUCUUGAUAAUAGGUGUGUGAAUUAUUAGGCAUUUGUUUAAUUAAUGAAUAAUUAUGUUGAGAUUUUACGGUUAAUGAACAAUCGGUUAUAGCCAUUAUUUAGGAAUAUUCUUUUAGUGAGUUAAAGUGUUUAAGGCAAUAUAAUUAAUUAUAUUAAACAAAAAUUUAUGAGUGGCACACUAUUGUAAAUAUCUAACAAAAUAAGAGCAGAAUCCUAUGAGGAAUUUUGCUUUAAUAGUAUAGAUAACUUUAGCUAGAGUGACUUAAGAUAUCUUAAGGCUGCGCCAUCUCAAUCCACAUCUACAAAAUACAUGCCACGUAAUAAAUAUAUCAUAUAAUUUUAUUUUUCAAAGCGGCUGGUCCAGUCCAGGUACUAAUUGGCCGACACCAUUAAAAAUUGGGAACUGAAUAAAACGGAUGCAUCAUAUUACAUAUUGAUUCACGUUGCCUAUAACUGUCCUAUGAUAUUAAAACACAUUCACAAAUCAUAAAAUUCAAUUGUUUCGAAUAUAUGUGUGGAUAUAUAUAUAUAUAUAUGCAAGAAGCCAGAAAAUUGUGGUAAAACUACUAGAAAAUGUGGCUACUCUAAAAUGUUGUUAGCUAGAUACUUUUAGGUAGAGAGGUGAUGUGUGUGUAGAAUGAAAAUGUUUUAAAUGCGUGAAUAGCGUUUGUUAUUGACCGCGAUCUAACCUAGGGUUCUAGAAAAUUAAUCACGACAAUUUUAGGCUCCGAAUGGUGACUGCGGUUUAAGCGGUGCAGAACAAGCGGUUCAACUGCAGUGUCGUUUUAACAGUUAUAAAAACAUAUAAAUAUAUGGUAUAUAUAGAGAUUUUUGUCACUGUUAACUGCGGUGCGGAGCGGGGCGGUUAUAAACAUUCGAAGACUUAGUAUGGAUUUUUGAUUCAUUAGUUCAAUACUUCGAAGUUUGACCAAAGAAAACAUGACUUCAAAAUUUUAAAAUGUUGGAUACUUAGAUUUAUGGCAUUAAUCUGAUCAAAUGAAAUUAUUAAAUAAUUGCAUAUAGCUGAAAAACAAAUGCAGACAGAUAAGGAUCCGUGACAAAAACGAAUCUCUCGUUCUUAUAAGGGUUGAUCUCGUCACAUGAAGGGGUUUAAUUAUUCAAGUAAAGUAUAUGUGCAAAGGGGAUAAGUAUAAUAUAUAGAUACACACACAUAUAUGUGUGUUAUAUUCAUUGUCCUUUCUCUUUCGUGACGAUAGAGAUAAACUCGAUAAGUUCUUGGGUUAGAGAAUGCAUAAAGUUAUGUUAUUUUAUUCACAUCGGAUAGCAAUGAUGAUGAUUACUAUCUGCAAAAUAAGCCACAAUACAUUCAAAGAGAAAAUGAACUUAUAGAUGAAAAUGUGUCAUUUCCAUUUCAUACUAAAAAAAUUUGUUGCAUAACUAAAAAAAUAAAAAUUGUCAGUUCCAUCUCAGAUUCAAAUUAAACUUAACCAAAACAAAAGAUUAUAAAGAAAUAUAUGCACCAAGAGAUUUCCUUACAACAAUAAUAUAUAAAUAAACAGAACUCUGGGAACGACCACGAGAUACUACGUUGAAUGUAGAACUACGACAAAUGAACCCAUAAAAUUAUAUUUGGAAUAGUCGACGGUGAGUUGUGGUCGUAAGGAAAUGUUUGGGAUGGUAAAGGAAAAUGUUUGGGAUGUCACCACAUUUUAGGUUCGAUCUAACUAUCAUGCGAAAAUAAGUUACAUUUUCGUGGUCAUCUUACACGAAUACGUACUAUUGCAUUUCGAUCCAUUUGAAUAUUCGAAAAAUGGUUUAUCUGUAGGUUAGAUCUAUGUCUUUAAUAAAUUUGGAUUUAAUUUUUUUUUCUCAAAAAAACAAAUUAUAUUUGGAAUUUAGCGGCACCACAAAUAUUUCUCCAGGUUUCAACAUCGAGGGUACAAGUGGCGUCCCAAAACGCAUUAGUAUUUAUUAUUCGUAAUUUGUUUGCUGGUAAUAAAAAAAAAAGAAAUUUAGAAUGAUUAGAUAUUUGGGAAAAUUGCCAAAAGAGAACAAGAAAUCAACAUAGUUGUCCCUAUAGUAUAAAUCCAACCUAAAGUAGUCCCUAUAGUAUAAUGUUUUCCAUAAUACCAAAAGUAACCUUUAAUUAAUCUUAUUAAACAUAAUUAAUUUGGUUUUUUAUAAAAAAAUAAAGAUGAUUCGGUUUAAUAAAGUUACCGGGUUAGAAAAAAAAUCAGAAGAAAAGGGGUCAAAAGCUUGAUUUCCCUAACCCUAACAUCGUUGGUCUCUCCGCCUCUCUCUUUCACGGAGAUAAAGAUGGCGAUUUUGUCUUCUCCGUUGUGCUCCCUCCGGUGAAAUCAACGACGGAACCCACCGAAGCUUCUCUCUCCACCUCUACGUCUCUCUGCUACUCUCCGCCUCUCUCCACCUCUCUCCGCCUCUCGCCGCCUCUCCGCUUCUCGCCACCUCUCUGCUUCUCUCCGCCUCUCUCGGCGUCUUUCCUCCUCUCGCCGCCUCGUCGGUUCUCUCCACCUCUCGCCACCUCUCCGCUUAUCGCCACCUCUCCGCUUCUCUCCGCCUCUCCGCCUCUCUGCCUCAAUUUGCGAACGAUAUGGAGCUUGAGCUACCCAAACGAUUGUAUGCAGAGGGUUCAGAACCUCGGGUUAAGAAGAUCAACAACAGUUGCCGCAUGGAACUUAUCAGAGAUCUGAAGAAAGCUAUGUGUGCCGAGUAUGAUGAUGUGAAGAGAGAUCCAGUUUUCACACAUAUCAUGGCUAUUGCCGAAAAUGAUCUCAAGUUCUCUGGGAAACUAGUGGAUAGCUUCAUAUGUAGGCAGCUGAUUACCUCAAAGCUGCAUGAGAAGUGGUUUGUUUUUGCGAGGACGCCUCUCCGGUUUUCGCUUCAGGAGUACCAUGCCGUGACAGGCCUCAAGAUUACACGGGAAACUAACAGUGACGUAGUGAAAUGGAAAAACGACGGGGGUUUUUGGAGUAACCUACUGCACACAGGUGGUAAGAUCACCUUGCAGUCGAUCAGAAAGGUUCAUCUACAAGAAGUUCACACCUGGACUCGGCUUGAUAGGAUGAGGUUGAUCUACUUGUGUGUAAUAGUGGGUGUGGUGAUGGGGAGAGAUGAGAAGGUGUCCAUCCCUCAUAUGUACAUCAAGUUGGUGAUGGAUUUUGACAAGGUUCGGAAGUUCCAUUGGGGUCUUCACUCGUAUGAUUUCCUGCUGAGUUCGAUUGAGAAGGCUAGGAAGAAGUUGGGUAAGAAGGAGAGCUACAUUUUCGAGGGUUUCUCCUAUGCUCUCCAGAUUUGGAUUAUGGAGGCAAUUCCAGAUUUUGGAGAAAUUUUAGGCAGAAGAGUCUCAGACAGCUUCAAAGGUCCAAGGUGUGGCAAUUGGAAAGGAGUUGCAAAAGUUUCUUAUGAAGACAUCAUUGAGCUCGAGGACUCCUUAACUAACAAGGAUAACUUCUUCUCGGUCAUAUCAGUGACUGGUAAUGGUGAUGUGUUUCUAGAUGCUCAGUACACAAGGGAGGGUGAGAUGGAAGAUGAACGAGUGGACCUUGUUUUGGAGAGGAUCAGGAACAAGUAUGAUUGGAGCAGCACAGACUGGCCAGUUUUAGACCCUGAAGAGUCUAAAAUGGAGGAACCCGACAGCCAUGAUAGAGGGUCAGAAGCUGAUAAGAGCGUGGAUCAUACGGAUGUUGUAGCAGACGAGGAGACCUCUUCGGUUCAGGUUGCAGGAAAAGGCAAGAGAAAGUUUCUUGAUGAAGGAGCAGAGACAAGAAAGAAGAAGGUGCUGUGUAAGCGAUCAGCAGAAAAGUUUCUGACUUUUGGUCCUGAAACUAAGAGUUUCAUUGAGGGUCUUAUCCGCACAUCUGUCACUUCAUUGGGAGAUGUGCUCAGUAUGCAAAUGGCGAAUAUGGAGAGAGUGUUUACAGAGAGGAUGGGGAAGAUGGAGAUUGAGGUUUCACAGCUCAAGGACGCAAUCAGUUUGACUGGUGAAGGAAGCUAUCCUAGUAAGAAAGAAACUGAAGAAGCUCCACUAAACAGCAAAGCCAAGCAAGCUCCACCUAAGAGCAAAGGCGCUCAAGCUCCACCUAAGAGCAAAGGCGCUGAAGCUCCACCUAAGCGCAAAGGCGAUCAACCUACUCCAACAAAAAAGGACGGGAAAAAGAUUGCUACAGAAACUAAUGAUUUUGAUUUUGGAUUGAGUACACAAGACUUGCGGGACCUGUCCCAAGCUACAUUUGUUGACGGUUUUGAUCUGUCUCAAGUGAAAGCUGAGACGUCAAGUAAAUCGAAACCGUUUAACAUGGCUCCACUGCAGUGGAAUGAUGAGGAAAUGGAUCGAACCAAAGAAGACUCGCCAGAUGCCGCGUUGGUGUUUUUCCGUGAAGAGGAUUGGGAAAAAGUUAGAACUUGGUCAACUUCCUCUACACGUAUACGGAUUGGACCUGCCACUUUAGAUUUUGAGAUUGCUAAUCGUCUUAUGGAUAAAUCUGAGUGGUUAAAUAGCUUGGAGAUUGACGCUGCAAUGUACGUAUUCCGGGAGAGAACAUCUUUGAAACGAUGGAGACCUCAUCGUGUCGCCUUCAUGACUGUCGUCUUCAGCAAUAUGAUUAAAAAAGAGUAUGGUCAUUUAGAAGGUCAGGGUAGAAAGAGCUACAUGCUUCAUAAUUUGCUACUGCAGUUCGGUAAAGGAGUCCUUCCACCACAUGGCAGGACACAUGAGAUAUGGAAUAUAGAUGUGGAUCGCCUGUAUGUCCCUGUUCAUGUCAGUGGGAAUCAUUGGAUCGCCUUGUGCAUCAGUUUCGUGACGAGAAGCAUUGAAGUGUUCGACUGCUCGGGUAGGAAAAGGUACAAGGAGGUGGAUGGGUUCGCAAACCUUAUUCCGCGUAUUGUCAAGGCAGUUCAGCCUAUGAGACACCAGAAGGAUUUCACAGUCGGUUCCCGGAUUAGCCUCUCUGAGCAUGUGCAAGUAUUUCGGUAUUUUUCCAUAACUUCUCUCUGGUAUACCUCUAACAGCAUUAACCGCAUAUUCACGAGCAUCCCAUGCUAAAGAUUUCGUGAUCUCACAGCCAUGAUCCAUAAGCAUAAUCUGUAUUAUAUCAUUGCAUUUUGGCCCUUCCUUAACCCCUUCAUACCUAUGCAUAAUCAGACUGCCUAUAGUUUUGGCCGAAGCAGUCCUACCCGGUUUGGUUUUGUUUGAAGGUGCGCAUGUAUGUUCACCGACAUACUUUUUGAUAAUGAAAUAUUCAGAAUCCUUCAAACACUCUGCUCGAACACACCAAUUGCAUGCAUUAUCCUCACAUCUAACGUACCAAAGUUGUCUAUCCGUUUUGAUAACCUCGUAGUGAAAGUUAUGCUUCAUUGCACAUAGCUCGAAAGUCGCCUUCAGCAAAGUUUUGUUCUCAAACAAUUGUCCCUUCUUAACAACAUUGAGCACAGAAAACUUUGACAUCUUAUGUAUGUCCUCUUUGGCCGAGAUCAUAGUAUCGGCAUGAUAGGCAUCCUCAUCAACUUCGACUCUUCUAAUCUUUUCUUUCUUUUUCUCGCACUGCCUCUCAACAAACACAGGAGCCGGUUCGUUCCCCCUAUCAACCGAGUUUCCCUCCUCUUGAGCAGAACUUGAAUCAGCUGGCGACUUGUUAAGAUCAAAGUCUGGUUCAUUCAGAUUCUCAACUUUGGCUUUAGACGUUACACACAAUCGAGUAGAAACACACUUUUGAACAAAACCAACAAAAUUCUGAAGCUGUCGAUCAUUCGCAAUGAUCACAGGUGGACAAGUUGAUGUAUUGAUCAACUCAUUAGGUAGAUAACUCAACUCCAAAUCGGGUAAGCUAUCUUCUUCCAUAUCAAAAUCUUCCAAAACCAUUCUUUUAAAAACCUCUAAGGUAGAACUUGAUUCCAAUAACAGUAGCCUAGCCCCUUUCUCAUCAGCCGAAAAAACCCAUCCCGUGGUUGCUCCAAACUCCCAAACACCACAUGUUGUAUAGAUAUGCAUCAUAGAACAAGUUUUUGUGAAAAUCACAAGACAAACUAUAGAAAAAUCAUGGGGAAAUCAUAGAUUGGUGAAGAAGAACAUUCAAAAUCGUUUUUUUUUUUAAUUUUUCACGAAGCAAAUCAAUGAAAACACGUUUUAGGAAGUUAGAAUAUUUUUAGAAUAUUUUUAAAACUGCAACUUCCUUAAUUUUCGAAAAUUCAGUUUUUUUAUCCGUAGAAGGCACCUUCUACACUGUGUAGAACAUAACAAAAUUCCAGAAUGUAAUUUCUACACUAUGUGGACGUUCGUGUAUGUUUUAGAUUUUGCAUUCCUGAUAACUUAGAAUACUCGAUAAAAGUAGAAACAUGUUUCUGAAUAAAAGUAGCGAUCAUUACAAAUAGUAGAAUUCGUAUUCCCCAUAUUUAGAAUUAUAGUAAAAAGUAGUUUUUACGUUCUAAAACAAGUAGAUGGAUGUGUUCAUUCUAGAAUUCAUUUUCUACUCACCCGUUUUGUGUAGAAACAGAAUUCUACUUUUAGUAGAACGUAAUUUAAAAACAUUAUUUAUUAUGUUUUUCAAACCUAAAAAAAUAUGUGUUUGUGUAAAUGGGUGUUUUAUUAGUUUUUUAUAUUUUUAAUAAUUUUUUUGAUUCUUAUAACUAUUUAUUACAUUAAUUUUAACAUAUGGAAAGGGUAAAAAGGAGAAAAAAUGGAAAAAAAUGGAUUUAUACCAUAGGGACAACUAUGUUGAUUUCUUGUUCUCUUUUGGCAAUUUUCCC